AGAGAGAGAGAGAGAGAGAGAGAGAGAGGAACAAGUAUAAGACAUGAAGUCACUCAGAAGGACAGAUCUGUAGCGCUCUAAUUAAACAGACCGUGGGCCUUGGAUUCCCAUUGACAACGUCACUUUUUCACUUCCUAAGUGGAUCAGUGUCACUGUCAUCCCAGAUGGAGUGAAGAUGAGAGGAGAGAGCAGAGUCAUGCUUCGUCCCAGACAGCAGGAGAGACGGAGCGGCCCGUUUCAGAAGGAGGAAGCGGUCAGGAGAGGCUAUGAUCAGCCACUGUUAUGGGCCGUGCAUGCUGGGAUAACAGACCAGCCAUUGAGUGGAUCUGGGGCUCUCUCUGUGGAGAAAAUCAUCUACCAUGCCAACUACAGGCCAAGAGAAAUGCACUACAACAUAGCGCUUGUAAAGAUUAAACUACCUCUGUCUUUCAAUGAUCAAGUAGCACCCAUCUGUUUGCCCAGUUAUGGCGAGAGCUUUGAGGAUGGACAGAUGUGUUUGAUCUCAGGCUGGGGAGCCACAGUGGAUGGUGGAGAGGCCAGUGUGUCCAUUCAUACCGCUCGGGUCCCGUUACUGUCCAGCAGAGUCUGCUGCGGACUGGGUCUGACUCCCUGGAACAUCUGUGCAGGAUUCUCAGAGGGUGGUGCUGGGACAUGUCAGGUACAGCAUCUGUGUAUUAUCAUCACAAAGAGCUACAACAGUCAUUAUUCAAAUAGCCAAUCUUUAGUUGAACCCCUAGUUUUCUGUCUGCAGGGGGACAACGGAGGGCCGCUGGCCUGUCAGGGGUCCGGGUGGACAUUGGUGGGGGCAGCCAGCUGGGCAGAGAGCUGUGGACAAAAAAACAAACCAGGGAUUUACACCAGCACAAGUAAAGCUUUCGCAUGGAUUCAGCAACAAAUGGAGAAAGAAGAGCAACAGCAACACUGAGCAUCUCGUGGUGGAUGAGCUUCUGCUGGACUGCAUGCACAUACUUCCAGACCUAAAAACGAAAAUACCUUAUCCAACAUGACUUAUGAAGGGGAAAUCAUGUUAUCAAUCCUUAUAUAAUUUUGGGUGCAAUUCAUAUCAGGAAAAACAAAGCUCUUUCUCAAAGAAAUAUUGGUUUCAGUUUAAAUAUUUUUCAACAGUGUAACUUGUCUGCUAGUUGCCAAGUUUGAUCAUUAAACACCAAUUUGAUAGUACAGAUAAAAAGAUGUUUUCAUCUUUUAUCAUGUCACUGGAGAUCAAAUAUAGAGAAAAAAAAAAACCCACUCAAUUCAAAAAGUGGACAUUGUACAAACUAUAAUUCAAGGGACAUAAAGGCAAAAUUAAGGUUUAUGAAAUGUGGUGAGAUCAAAUAGAAAAUAUGAGAUUAUACUAUGCAUUCUAAGAAAAUAGAUUAAAAAAAGAGAGAAAGAUCAUCAAUGGACAUGAAAUGUAGACUAAAUUAUAGAAUGACCCAAAUGUAUAAAUAGAAUUCCUGUUGAUUCUAUUGACCAAGACAAAAGAACAGAUCUUUAAGAAAUUUACAUUUAUUUGUAAAAUAGAUCUAUUUACUGUACAUUAUUUACUUGUGCUCAAUUAUUUAUCAUUUAUGUAUUUAUGUCCAAACUUUUAAGUGCAUAUAUUUUUGUAAGUCCAAAUGUAUACACACUUAACUUGUGAUGCAUUCGUUAUCAUUCAUUAAAUUAUUGUCAUUAAGAGAUUUACCAUAUUAAAGUCUAUUUUGCUCCUC
Molecule: messenger RNA, 1712 nt
Organism: Carassius auratus (goldfish)
Lineage: Eukaryota; Metazoa; Chordata; Actinopteri; Cypriniformes; Cyprinidae
Product: transmembrane protease serine 3
Exons: 6
Coding region: 176-925 (249 amino acids)
Biological process (GO): proteolysis
Molecular function (GO): serine-type endopeptidase activity
Source: RefSeq, a predicted model, not a curated record